Fusarium sp. VM40 is the source of this 5265-nucleotide messenger RNA. The record is from the annotation of a GenBank genome assembly. NCBI's taxonomy places the organism in Eukaryota, Fungi, Ascomycota, Sordariomycetes, Hypocreales, Nectriaceae.
AUGGACUAUUCGAGACUGCGAGCCGCUGCUUUGCGGGACGGUGAAGACGAAGAAGCCGUUACUGUCGAUACCCGAGCCCUUAUCGACAAGGUCCUCGCAAGAUAUUCAGGAGAAUGGACAACACUUCGAGAACUUAUCCAGAACGCCGCUGAUGCGCAGGCAAAGACGGUCACCGUAAAAUGGGAAACACUUCCCUCGACACAGGUGCCACUCCCAAGCACUACGAAUCGAUCUGAGAUAUUGAAACAUACUCUGUCAAACCACACGCUUCGCCGACUAGUUGUACAAAACGAUGGACAGCCCUUCACCAAAACCGACUGGGGGAGGUUGAAGCGCAUUGCUGAGGGAAAUCCGGACGAGACCAAGAUUGGCGCCUUUGGUGUCGGUUUCUACAGUGUCUUUGCAGAUUGCGAGGAGCCAUUCGUCAGUUCUGGAAACGAGGCCAUGGCGUUCUACUGGAAGGGGAAUGCACUAUUCACCAAGAAGUCACAAAUACCUGCAGAUCAGGCUACCCAUCAUACAACAUUUGUCCUGGAUUACCGAAAUACCACGACGCCCCUGCCGAACCUGUUGUCCGUUAGCCAGUUUCUUGCGACCAGUUUAACCUUUGUUGCGCUUGAGCACAUCGAGUUCUGCAUCGAUGACUACCAGAUCCUAUCUCUCAAGAAGAAGUCAUCUCCAAGCGUUGAGCUUCCUCUACCUCGAGAUCUGGAGGCAAGGACCAAGGACGGUCUCAUGAAGGUGACGAGUGUCGAUCGCACAAGUACACAGAUUGAUGCGUCUUACAUGGCCGCUAUAGGAUGGAAACCGCAGGCUACAUCAUCCACCACAAAGACGGAUUCUUAUGGUACCCCUGAAGCUCCUUCACUACGAUCUUUCUUUGCCCGGCUCACAUCAAAUACGUCACAAGCCAGUAUCCGGACUAACGCCCAGAGUGAGGAGGAUGCAGCACAGGUGACAAUCGGUGAAGAUGUGACAAAACUUUCGUCGUCCACGAUCUUCCUUCGAACUACAUCUGCAAGCAUUCGCACUAGUGUGGCCGCUUCUUUUGCGUCUGAACUUGAGAGAGCGACAAAGAAGCCUCCACCUAAAACAACGAAAAUUGCUAUUUUGACUUCGUCAUAUGAUGAGGCACAAGCUUCUCAAGAGUCUGCCUCUUCUGGAGCGGUUGGUAAAGCUACCGAUGUAUUCGCUUCCGUGCUUCCCAACAAAAAGCCAGGCGGGCGUAUUUUUAUUGGUUUUCCUACAAUGCAGACUACAGGUGCCGGUCUGCACAUUUCAGCACCGUCCGUAAUUCCCACCGUGGAACGAGAGGCUAUAGAUUUGAAUGCUCGUUGGGUCAGGACAUGGAAUCUUGAAAUUCUUCGUGCUGCAGGCAUCAUUACUCGGUUGGCUUUUGCCAAUGAGAUGAGCGAUCUGAGCAGUAGAAUCAAGCAGGUCAUGGCCAAAGAGACCAAGUUCUCUCCAGCCGUCAUUGCCAAGUACAUGCCAGAGGCUCUUCACAUCCUCAAAACUUUCACAUUUGGUGACUCUACCCCCAGUGGUCAAGUUGGUCAAAUCAUUGAGGAAGCUUUUUGGAUAUGCUUUAAGAAGGCCUCAAUUGAGACCUACUCGACCCGAGGUGUGCUGCAAACAGCAGAUGUUCGCAUUGCCUCGGAUGAGAUGAGUAAAUUUGUUGACAGUAUUCCUGUCGUACCUGAGGAGAUGAAGGGUGUUCCAUUUGUCAAGAAACUGAUUGACUUUGGUCUUAUCUCGCACAUCACAGUUACAGAUGUGAAGAAGGAGUUGGAAACAAAGGCCAUGAAUAAAGUACAACUGAUGAACUUCAUCAGCUGGGCGGGUAAGAAGAGCUUGAGUGGUGAACUCGACCCUGGGAGUCGAUCUGCUUUGCUCGAGGUUGCUGUCGGUACCAUGAGUGAUGAUGGAGAGCAGGGCGAAAUCAUUGCCCUUGGAAGUAUCACAAAUCAUCUCAUUGCCAACAGAAUUCCUGCAAGCUUACCGAUUCCUCCCACGACUAUUCCCCAUGCACUUACAGCCAACUCUCAACAAGCAGAGUUGCGUGCUUUAGGAUGGGAACCCUUGGAGAUUCUCCCCUGGCUGAGAUUCCUCCUCGAUACGAACUCUUCCAGGGCCGAGGACCAGAGCCUGACGCGAUCAUCCAAGUUUGCUGUGCAGAUCUUGACUGUUCUUUCCAAGAACUUUGAGAACUCUAGCCCGUCUGCGAGAACUACCAUUGUUUCCCUUCUGCAGGCCAAUACAGUCGUACCUACCAAGCAGGGUAUGAAGAAGCCUACAGAGUCAUUCUUUCCGAUCGUCAAGCUAUUCGAUGACCUUCCCGUCAUUCAAGGUUGUGAAAAGAUCAAGGAAAAGUUCUUGGUCACCAUUGGUGUUCGCAAGACUGUUGAUCUGGAGACCAUUUUUACCAGAUUGCUUAACGCUUCGAGUGAAAGCCAACAGAAGUGGAGUCAUGUUGAGCUUAUCAAAUACCUUGCCUCUGUUCGCGAUGAUAUCCCCGGUGACGAUCUAGCCAAACUCAAGCAGACACGAUUUUGUCCAGCCGAGGCUGGUCCUAAAGGUAUGGAGUCUACCAAGGCAACAGAAAAGCUAUACAAGGUUUCCGAACUUUUCGAGCCAAAAGAUGCUCUACGAGCUUUGAAGUUGCCUGUUCUUCAAUGGCCUGGUCCUCCUGGUAGUUAUCGACCAGGCAGUCAAGAAGCUAGGUUCCUCAGUUCCCUUGGGCUUAGGCCUUAUCCCUCUGUUCCUGAGCUCGUUGAGUUGAUGUCUGGCAAAGACGAAACUUUGCGAGUCCAGUCCAUGACAUAUUUCCUUGCCAAUCAUCAGAUUAACGGAUAUGGUUCAUUCAACCUUGGGGGCAGCCCGAAAGCAAUGAUGCCGCUUCAAGGAAGCACCCGACUUGUUCCGCCAUCGCAAUGUUUCUACAAUCCGCGAGCAUCUAUCCUUGGUUUUAAUAUUCUGAGGAAAGAUCUCCAUGAUCAUGCAAUUAAAUUUGGUGUUGCCAGGGAUCCUCCAAUGGUUGAUUGUGUAAACCGCCUUCUAGCAUCACCUCCUCAAGAUCACCAGAACGCUGUGGCUUUGUUCAGUUACUUCGCGUCUCGAAUCACAGAACUGGGCGAAAACAAUCUUGUCAAACUUCGCAAUGCCACUAUAGUCCCGAUUACACGGACAUCUCGAUCAUCUGAGAAGCCAACGUCUACGAUGACUCAUGUCAGUCCUUGUCGUGUGUAUCUUGGUGGUUCAACGACAUAUGGUGAUAUCUUUGACUUUGUCGACUUCGGUCCUGAGGCGAAUGCGUUCUUGUUCCAGUGUGGUGCCAAGAACGAGCCUACAAAGUUGGAAGUGGCACAUAUGGCGUGUACUGAGCCAGCUCGCCUUCUUGGUGUACUUCAAAGCUCGGAGAAGUACUUGGACCUUCUCAAGUCGCUGGCCGAAGCAUCGACGACACUUCACAGAGAUAAGGAGCUCUGGAGAAAAAUGCGCACAGCACCUUUUCUACUUGCAUACAAAGAACUGGCGCCUCCUAAGGGGAACUCAGAUGACCUGGAGGAAGAGGAUGAGCCUAUUCGACAAUACCAACUUGCCUCUGCCAGUCAGAUUGUCAUUUUGGACGAUAUCAUCAGCUACAGACUGUUCAAGGAUCGGCUUAUUUGUGCACCCGAGGAGGACGCUCUUGAGGCGUUUUAUCUAUCGCUUGGAGCCCAGAGAUUGAGCAGCAUUGUACAAGAGGAGGUCCGUAUUGGACCUCAGAGCGACCGACAGAAGACUGCUCUCAGUCUGCGCAAACACGUUGUUGAGAGGUCAAAGAUCUUCCUCUUUGAGUUCGCAAACUAUCGACGUGACGUUAUCAAGCAUGAUGCAAAAUGGCUGGACAAGAAUCUGACAGUUGACAUCGUUCGCUCAGUCGCUCUGAGGAGAACUCUUAAGGGUCAAGUUCAGACUCACACAGAGAAGCGAUCAGCUGCCAGCAACAAAACCAGCAACGGUUGGGUUCUGUACGUUUCUGAUGAGGCGAAGCCUGAUAUGUACCAGAUUGGACAAGCCAUUUGCCAAAUGCUGCUGAACCGACCAAACCAGCAGGCUUACCUCUUCUUUGAGCCGUUCCUUACGCUGGACCUUUACGGCCUCCGGAGCCGUGGUUACAAUGUGGACCGAAUCCUGCGAGCCAAGGCUGCUGAGGCCAGAAUCGCUGAGGAGGAAAGACGAAAGGCACUGGAGGAGGAACAACGCCAAAUCAAGGAGAGGGAGCAACAAUGGGGAGCUGAGGCAAAGGCUGCCGAGGCUGCUCGCGAAGCUACCAGAAUACCAGAACCUCUUGGUCCAGCAAUGCCAGGUUCAUGGGAUUCGCCUGAAGAGGCAAAGCCCAGCCCAGAACAGCAAGCUAGGAAGAGCAGAGGGUUGUUCUCAAACCUCAGUCGUCGCCUUGGAUUUGAAACUGAGCCGAAUGAAGACGAGUCUCGUAAGGAGUUGAACAAGUUCUUGGAUAAGCCCAAGGAGAUUGAAGCACCGCCUGGCAGCAGCUCAUCCAACACAGGAAAGAGGCCGCAGCAGGAAGAGGGCAGAGUGACAAGCCCUGCAGUGGUGCAGCAAAAUUUGCUCAAUGCUGUUAAAUCGACCCGGGCAUACGGAUCCGAUAGUGUCUUUUCGGAGCCUCAGGUCAACGAGGUCAAGGAACAGGCCACCUACUGUGAUAAGACACCUGCGCAGAACAUCACCUUUAUAGCAGAGGCGUCAAACAAGAUGAAGGUUUUCGUAUCCAAGGACAUUCAGGACCCAAGCGAAUUCUUGUCGAAACACCUGAGCAACAUCAACGUCUUCUCCAGUUUGUUGAUUGAGGUUGGCGGCGUUUACUCCAUGUCGCCAAAGGUAUUGCACAUAUUUUACGAUGAGGCCGGCGGGACUAUUGCUUUCAACACGGGAGGCAGUAUCUUCUGUAACUUCAGGUUCUUCCUGCAGUUACACGCUGCGCAAAUCGAAAGCAGAAGUGGACAGGCCAAAGCUGAGGCUGCAACCUGGUGGUGGGUGGUUUUGGCACAUGAGCUGGCACACAAUCUUGUUUCGCCUCAUAACUCUGACCACAGCUACUACACUGAAUCUUUCAUUCAGCAGUAUUUCUCCAAGAUCGUGGCCAAGGCGGCGCAGUGGACGACAGAAGCUGGGUCUCGCAGUGAAGUACCUCGGAUAGCACCACCGCCAUCUGGAGCUCCACCACCUUAUCCGGGUGAAUCGAGCAGACACUUGCUAGACUGA